Messenger RNA from Leguminivora glycinivorella, 1223 nucleotides. RefSeq names its product lipase 3-like. The transcript is spliced from 7 exons. Bases 184 to 1212 code for a protein of 342 amino acids. Lineage: Eukaryota; Metazoa; Arthropoda; Insecta; Lepidoptera; Tortricidae. The record is from RefSeq and is a predicted model, not a curated record.
UUGACUUCCCUAGCUUCUGGUUGUGAUGAAAGAGCUGUCAAGAAGCCAAGACAACUGAAAAAGUUGAGGUUAGAUCCUAGCCUUGCUGAAGAUGCUACUUUGAGAGUGCCAGCCCUAGUGCGGAAAUACGGAUACCCCCUGGAAGAACACACGGUCAAAACCAGCGACCACUACAUUCUGACCAUGCACCGCAUUCCCUACGGUCGGUAUAGCAAAAGGAAAACAAACAGGCCGGUGGUGUUAGUUAUGCACGGAUUAUUGUCUUCUUCCGCAUCUUUUGUCAUGAUGGGACCUGAAAAAGCUCUAGCUUACAUACUAGCCGAGGCUGGUUACGACGUAUGGCUGGGCAAUGCCCGCGGCAACCGCUACUCUCGGCAACACGCCUACAUAAACCCCACGAGCCCUAAGUUCUGGAAGUUCUCAUGGGACGAGAUCGGGGACGUGGACUUGCCGGCUAUGAUCGACUAUGUUUUGGCGAUGACGGGGAGGAAUAAGCUUCAUUAUAUAGGACAUUCACAGGGCACCACGGCGUUCUGGGUGAUGUGCUCCCUGAGAGCCGAGUACAACCACAAGAUCAUCUCCAUGCACGCACUAGCCCCCGUGGCGUACUUGUCACACAAUAAGUGUCCUCUUCUGCGUGUUAUAGCACCGUUUUCUAACACAAUAGCUACAUUUCUACAUUAUAUCGGAAAAGCUGAGAUCAUGACUAACAAGUCGCUGUUGAGCUGGGCCGGAGACGCGAUAUGCAGAAACUUGGCCAUCUUCCAAGAGCUCUGCACGAACAUAUACUUCCUCAUCGGGGGAUGGAGUUCUGUGGAUGUGAACAGGACGAUGAUCCCAGUAAUCCUAGGCCACAACCCAGCCGGUGCGUCGGUCUACCAGCUCGCCCACUACGGCCAGCUCGUGGCCAGCAAGGAGUUCUACCGCUUCGACCACGGUUGGGCCAACUUAUGGAUCUACUACUCCUGGACUCCCCCAAAAUACGACCUUCACAAAGUCACAGCCCCGGUCUUCUUCCACUACUCUCUCUCCGACUCAUGGACUCAAGCCAAAGACGUAGAAAGGUUAGGAAGGGAGCUCGGGAACCUUAGAACUAAACGGGUCAUACCUAUGGCAACAUACAGCCACUCUGAUUUCCUUAUAGGAAUUAAUGCGAAAAGGCUGGUGUAUGAUCAAGUUAUUUCUGAUAUGAGGAGAAUGGAAAGGAAAUAAAUUAAUUUGAA